Molecule: messenger RNA, 1529 nt
Organism: Dromiciops gliroides (monito del monte)
Lineage: Eukaryota; Metazoa; Chordata; Mammalia; Microbiotheria; Microbiotheriidae
Product: class I histocompatibility antigen, Non-RT1.A alpha-1 chain-like
Exons: 7
Coding region: 37-1176 (379 amino acids)
Biological process (GO): immune response
Cellular component (GO): external side of plasma membrane
Source: RefSeq, a predicted model, not a curated record
GGUUUCUGCGUUCUUGUGCUUCUCUGUCUGUUGACUAUGGACCCUUAUAUUCGCUCUCUCUUUUUGUUGUGGACCCUGCCCCUGACGGAGACCUGGGCAGGCUCUCACUCCCUGAGGUAUUUCCACACCGCGGUGUCCCGGCCAGAGUUCGGGGAGCCGCGGUUCAUCUCCGUGGGCUACGUGGACGAUCAGCAGUUCGUGCGCUUCGACAGCAACAGUGAGAGUCAGAGGGAGGAGCCUCGGGCGCCUUGGAUGGAGAAGGUGGACUCGGACUACUGGGAAUAUAACACGCUCGUCUCCAAGGAGAACGCAGAGAAAUACCGAAUGGCCUUGCAGAACCUGCGCGGGUAUUACAACCAGAGCGAGAGCGGGGUCCACACAGUCCAGCGCAUGUUCGGCUGCGAGGUUUUUCCGGACCUCACUUUCAAGCGAGGAUUUGAACAAUACGCUUACGACGGGCACGACUACCUCGCCCUGGACACAGAUACCUACAUGUGGACCGCGGCGGUGCCCCAAGCUGUCAACUCCAAGAGCAAGACAGAGGCGGAGAGGAGCAUCGCAGAGAGAUGGAAAGCCUACCUGGAGGAGGAGUGCGUCCUGUGGGUUCAGAAGUACAUGGAGAUCGGGAAGGAGGCGCUGAAUAGGGCAGACCCACCUUCUGCCAGAGUGACCCGGCACACUGCCCCCGAUGGGGAGGUGACUCUUCGGUGCCGGGCCCAGGAUUUCUACCCUGCGGACAUCUCCCUGACUUGGCUCAGGGAUGGGGAGGAGCAGCUCCAAGACACAGAGUCCAUUGAGACCAGGCCUGCAGGAGAUGGGACCUUCCAGAAGUGGGCAGCUGUGAGGAUGCCCUCAGGCCAGGAAGGGAGAUACACCUGCCGAGUUCAGCAUGUAGGGCUGCCUGAGCCCCUCACCCUGAAAUGGGAGCCAGAGUCCUCACCCAUCUGGAUCAUUGUGGGGGCCACUGCUGCUGUCCUCAUUGCAGUCAUUGCUGGAGUUGUGAUCUGGAGGCACAGGAAGUCAGGCAAUGACAAUGCCCAGGGGUCGAUGUCUCUCUCAAAGCCAAAGCUUGAUAGAAUUGCCUUACAUGGACCUGAGAAAGAAAACAAAAACAUGCAAGUCUCCAAUUCCUGUCUUGUUCCUGUUUACCUCUCUGGCUUUUCUCCCCAGAACUAGCUCCUAUGAUCAUCUCUGUACUCUACCGGCCAAACCCCAGGGAAGCCUUGCCACCCCUGCCUUCUUUCUUUUUUCUUGUCUCACUUUGCAGGGAGACAACCAGCAGUCAGGGCCAUCGGGUUGGGAAAGAGCCCAUCUUCACAUUUGAGUUGCACUGAAUUCUGUCAUCUUUGUACUCCUGCAAGAAAAAUAGGCAAUGAAUUAUUUUUCUUGAAUCUUCAGAUUUUCUCCACAAUCUCAGUAGAGCGGGGGGUAGAGGGGGGUGCAGUUUGGCAGAAAGGAUAACAAUGUGGAUAUGUUCUGAUCAUAUGAAGGCAAAAAUAAAUUAAAGUUUGAAGACUGCUAAGAAUUCU